This is a messenger RNA of Prunus mume (Japanese apricot), 1323 nucleotides long. Its product is annotated as glutamate receptor 1.3-like. Lineage: Eukaryota; Viridiplantae; Streptophyta; Magnoliopsida; Rosales; Rosaceae. The record is from RefSeq and is a predicted model, not a curated record. Gene Ontology annotation, cellular component: membrane. Gene Ontology annotation, molecular function: ligand-gated monoatomic ion channel activity.
AUGCCGCUUAGUAAUAGGAGAAAUUUACUCUUCACUGACAAUUUGGAAACAAUCAGUUGGCCUGGGGGAUCCAAGAGGCAAUUGAGUAGUGAAAUAAAACUGAGAAUUGGUGUUCCAGUGAAAGUAGGGUUCAAGGAACUUGUGGGUGUGGAGCAUGAUCUUCAAACCAAUAGAACAUAUGUAACUGGCUUCUCUAUAGAUGUAUUCGAAACUGCAAUUAAAGCUCUGCCGUAUAAAGUACAUUACGAAUUUUUUCCAUUUGAGAAUGCAAAUGGAGUUAUGGCUGGGGCUUACAAUGAUCUUGUUUACCAAGUCUAUCUCAAGAAUUAUGAUGCUGUUGUGGGAGAUACGACGAUCACAUCGAACAGGUCUCAAUAUGUUGAUUUCACAAUACCAUACACUGACUUCGGUGUGGGAAUGCUAGUACCAAAUGAGAAGGACAACAUGUGGAUUUUCUUGAAACCUCUCUCAACAGGUCUUUGGAUAACAAGUGCGGGUUUCUUCAUCCUAACGGGUUUCAUCGUAUGGUUAAUUGAGCGUCCUGUCAACCAAGAAUUCCAAGGCACACGAUGGCAGCAAAUCGGAACGAUAUUCUGGUUCUCCUUCUCAACCCUUGUUUUUGCUCAUAGGGAGAGGUUGGUAAACAACUUGGCCAAGUUUGUAGUGAUCAUAUGGGUUUUUGUUGUGCUUAUAUUGACUUCCAGUUACACUGCAACUUUAGCAUCAAUGAUGACUGUUAAACAAAUACAGUUGAACUCAAGAGGGAGCUAUAUAGGUUACCAGUCAGGUUCCUUAGGAGUGAUAGUGAACUUGAAUUUCAAAGGGAUUAAGCCAUACCGUUCAGUUGAAGAAUAUGCUGAUGCUUUAUCAAAAGGAAGCAAGCAUGGUGGCGUUUCGGCGAUAAUUGAUGAGGUUCCAUACAUCAACAUCUUCCUUGCAAAGUAUUCUGCAGACUACUCCAUGAUUAAAACCAGAUCUACCACCAAUGGUUUUGCCUUUGUUUUCCCUAAAGGUUCGAAAUUGGUUCACGACGUGUCAAGGCAAAUAGAACAUAUGAGAGAAGAAGGAAAGCUUAUAGAGAUGGAAAAGACCUGGUCUCUUAGAAAAACAACUCUUAUGUCUGAGGAAGCUACUACCACAGGUCCCAGUACUCUUGACCUCUAUAGCUUUCGUGGUUUAUUCCUCGUUACUGGGAUUUCUUCAGCUUUUGCUCUCUCCUUGUUCUUAAUUUUCUCCACAACAUUUAGAAAUCUGAUUAGAAAGCAACUGCAAUUGAUUGGACGACAACUGCAGCGUUUAAGGAUGUAUUCCUGUCCAAUUUAG